GUUGUUAGAUGCAGUCAGUUGACAGAACUGAGGGAGAUAGGAAAAGCGAAAAUGCCAACAAAUAGUCCACAUGUACUGGAGCAUCCUUGGCUCCUGCCUUCCUAGCCACGGAACCUCACCCUCUCCGUCCACCUCGCCAGGCAGCCACUACUCUGCUCCUUUCCUCCCCAGCCACUCAGACCCAUGCCUCGUCCCACAGCACACCGGCUCCCCGGCGUGUGCAGACCCUCGAGCUCCUACCAUGUUGUACGUCGGUGACCCCAUGCGGCACCUCGCCACGGCCCAGUUCAAUUUGCUCAGCAGCACCAUGGAACAGAUGAGCAGCCGUGCGGCCCCAGCCAGCCCCUACACCCCAGAGCACGCCGCCAGCGUGCCCACUCACUCGCCCUACGCACAGCCCAGCUCCACAUUCGACACCAUGUCGCCGGCACCUGUCAUCCCCUCCAAUACCGACUACCCCGGCCCCCACCACUUCGAGGUCACCUUCCAGCAGUCAAGCACGGCCAAGUCGGCCACCUGGACGUACUCCCCACUACUGAAGAAGCUAUACUGCCAAAUCGCCAAGACGUGCCCCAUCCAGAUCAAGGUGUCCACACCGCCACCCCCUGGCACCGCCAUUCGGGCCAUGCCCGUUUACAAGAAGGCAGAGCACGUGACUGACAUUGUGAAGCGUUGUCCUAACCACGAGCUGGGCAGAGACUUCAAUGAAGGACAGUCUGCCCCAGCCAGCCACCUCAUCCGUGUGGAAGGCAACAACCUCUGUCAGUACGUAGAUGACCCCGUCACCGGGAGACAGAGUGUCGUGGUGCCAUACGAGCCCCCACAGGUGGGGACAGAAUUCACCACCAUCCUGUACAACUUCAUGUGUAACAGCAGCUGUGUGGGAGGCAUGAACCGACGGCCCAUCCUCAUCAUCAUCACCCUGGAGACCAGGGAUGGACAGGUGCUGGGCCGCCGGUCCUUUGAGGGCCGCAUUUGUGCCUGUCCUGGCCGUGACCGCAAAGCUGAUGAGGACCACUACCGCGAGCAGCAGGCCCUGAAUGAAAGCGCCACAAAGAAUGGAGCUGCCAGCAAGCGUGCCUUCAAGCAGAGUCCCCCUGCCAUUCCUGCCCUGGGUGCCAACGUGAAGAAGAGACGGCACGGGGAUGAGGACAUUUUCUACAUGCAUGUGCGGGGCAGGGAGAACUUCGAGAUCCUGAUGAAGGUCAAGGAGAGCCUGGAGCUGAUGGAGCUGGUGCCACAGCCGCUCGUGGACUCCUACCGGCAGCAGCAGCAGCAGCUCCUGCAGAGGCCGAGCCACCUGCAGCCUCCGUCCUACGGGCCCGUCCUCUCCCCGAUGAAUAAGGUGCAUGGUGGUGUCAACAAGCUGCCCUCUGUCAACCAGCUGGUGGGUCAGCCUCCCCCACAUAGCUCAGCAGCUGGGCCCAACCUGGGGCCCAUGGGCCCUGGGAUGCUUAACAGUCACAGCCACGCCUUGCCAGCCAACGGUGAGAUGAACGGCGGCCAUAGCUCCCAGUCCAUGGUCUCGGGGUCCCACUGCACCCCUCCACCCCCCUACCACGCCGACCCUAGCCUCGUCAGUUUUUUGACAGGAUUGGGGUGCCCCAACUGCAUCGAGUAUUUCACCUCCCAAGGGUUACAGAACAUUUACCACCUGCAGAACCUAACGAUAGAGGACCUUGGGGCCCUGAAGAUCCCUGACCAGUACCGCAUGACCAUCUGGAGGGGCCUUCAGGACCUGAAGCAGAGUCAUGACUGUGGCCAGCAGCUGCUGCGUUCCAGCAGCAAUGCUGCCACCAUUUCCAUCGGGGGCUCAGGCGAGCUUCAGCGACAGCGGGUCAUGGAGGCCGUGCAUUUCCGCGUACGUCACACCAUCACUAUCCCCAACCGCAGUGGCCCGGGCACAGUGGCCGGCCCCGACGAGUGGGCGGACUUUGGCUUCGACCUGCCCGACUGCAAGUCCCACAAGCAGUCCAUCAAAGAGGAGUUCACAGAGAGUGAAAGCCACUGAGGGGCCUGGCCUCCCAAGAGCCUGUGAUGGCCUCACUUUGUCCUCCUCUGUCAGAAAUGGCCUCCUUGGCAGGACCUGUGGGCUGUGCCCAUGGAAGAGGCAAGGACCUUCUGCCAGGCACCACUUCCAAGGGGACGUU
Messenger RNA from Castor canadensis (American beaver), 2150 nucleotides. NCBI's taxonomy places the organism in Eukaryota, Metazoa, Chordata, Mammalia, Rodentia, Castoridae. The record is from RefSeq and is a predicted model, not a curated record.